CUUGACAAGAAAAUAGAAGUAGGUUGGUUCAUCAAGCAUUUUUCUAGCUUUACGCCAAUUUGAAGUAGCACACGAACCCAGAAUGCACGCCACUAAUAAAGCCCAACAUGCAAUAUCCAUGACCAUCACACACAAAUUAAAUAACUCGAUCCUGCUUAUGCAAAUUUGCUAAUCAACCUCUCUUUCAAAAAAAAAUUAUCAAAAAAAAAAAACAAUGUCAGUCAUUUCAGAAAACUCAAUAAUCCCCACCUUCACUUACCCUCCACUCAUAAUAGCAGCAGCCACCAUCACCUUCCUCGUACUAAUCUACCUCCUCUCCACCAAACCCCGCCCCGUUUACCUAAUCGACUUCAUCUGCUACCGCCCACCUUCCCACCUCCGUGUCUCCAUGGCUAACUUCGCCGAACACCUCGAAAUCUACAGCAUCCAACCGAGAGACACAAUUGACUUCCAGGUCAAAAUGGCAGAAAAAUCGGGAAUCGGAAACGAGUCCGCAUUCCCACUCUCCCUGCACCGCAUCCCGCUCGAUAACUCCCUCCCCUUCUCCCGCCAAGAAACCGAAACCGUACUCUUCACCGCCGUUGACCAAAUCCUCGACAAACACAAAGUCAACCCCAAAAGCAUCGACAUACUCAUAACAAACUGCAGCAUCUUCUGCCCCACACCCUCGAUUUCAUCCACUGUUAUAAACAAAUUCGGUUUUCGAAGCAACGUGAAAAGCUUCAGCCUUUCUGGAAUGGGGUGUGGGGCUGGCCUUGUAGCCGUUGGAUUGGCUAAAGAUUUGUUAAAAGUGUCGAAAAACUCGCUCGCUCUUGUUUUGAGCAUGGAGGCCGUGACCCCCAGUGGGUAUAAUGGUAAUAUCAAGUCGAUGCUCUUGGCCAACGCUCUGUUUCGAAUGGGGGGUGUUGCGGUUUUGUUAUCCAACAAGAAGCAAGAUCAAUCGAGGGCUAAGUACAAACUCAAAUAUCUUUUCAGAACACAUAUGGGUUCGGAUGAUAGGGCCUACCAGUCCGUUUAUCAGCAGAGUGAUGAUACUGGAGAAGUGGGAGUUUCUCUAUCGAGGUCACUUCUGCAUGUGGCGGCGAAUGCCCUGAAAUUGAAUAUAACAGAAUUAGGGCCGAGGGUUUUGCCGAUUUCUGAGAUGUUUUUAUAUUUAAAGUCGGUUGUUCAGUGCAAGUUCUUGAAUAGGGAGAGAGGGGGAGAGAUUUACGUACCGGAUUUCAAGAAGGCGUUUGAGCAUUUCUGCAUACAUGCUGGCGGCAGGGCGGUGAUUGAUGCAGUGGAGGGGCGACUGAAGCUGAGCAGGGAGGAUGGAGAAGCUUCUAGAAUGACUCUGCAUAGAUUUGGGAACACUUCGUCUUCUUCUGUUUGGUAUGAGCUGGCGUAUCUCGAGGCGAAGGGGAGGGUGAAAAACGGGGAUAGGGUUUGGCAGAUUGGAUUUGGGAGUGGAUUUAAAUGUAACAGUGCCGUUUGGGAGUGUGUUUCGGAAAUUGAUUCAGAUGUGAGAAAUGCUUGGUCAGAUUGUAUAGACAGUUACCCUGUCGAGAUACCUGAUGUUGCUGAUCACUGAAUGUGGACCGUUGGAUCUCCCCU
This is a messenger RNA of Erythranthe guttata (spotted monkey flower), 1593 nucleotides long. RefSeq names its product 3-ketoacyl-CoA synthase 7 (gene KCS7). Gene Ontology annotation, cellular component: membrane. The record is from RefSeq and is a predicted model, not a curated record. NCBI's taxonomy places the organism in Eukaryota, Viridiplantae, Streptophyta, Magnoliopsida, Lamiales, Phrymaceae. Gene Ontology annotation, biological process: fatty acid biosynthetic process. Gene Ontology annotation, molecular function: acyltransferase activity, transferring groups other than amino-acyl groups.